Messenger RNA from Fusarium odoratissimum NRRL 54006, 1102 nucleotides. RefSeq lists its product as uncharacterized. The record is from RefSeq and is a predicted model, not a curated record. The coding region runs from base 155 to 595 and encodes 146 amino acids. NCBI's taxonomy places the organism in Eukaryota, Fungi, Ascomycota, Sordariomycetes, Hypocreales, Nectriaceae. The transcript is spliced from 3 exons.
CUCAUACCCUGGAUAUACUGAUACCCAGGGCUUUGCCUCGUACAGCCAGGCUGGUCCAAGUCAGAGCCAGUAGAGCGCCGACUCACAAGUCUCUGACUUCAACUCAGGUGUAUACGCAACAGCCUCGAGUAUUCCAGAGACUCAGGAUCCAAGCAUGUUGUAUUACAUGACGCAGCAACCUGCAACUGUCAACCCCAAUGAGGUUUUACUGAGUUCAGGGUCUGGUUAUGCAACCCAUAAUUACCCCAGCUCCUAUCCAACUGCCGAGCCUACUUCAUCGUCUACAGCCCAGGUUACCACUCCGCACCACUGUUCAGAAUGUGACCGCUUCUUCGGCGGUAACAGAGACCUAAACAAACACAUGAAAACUCACAACAAGCCUGUCAAAUGCAAAGCCGAUCCCAACUGCAACGUCACCAAGGCAGAGCAGCGGGACAUGGAUCGCCACUACCGAACUUCUCACAGAGCCUACGCGGCGAGCAAGGGUAUCCUCACCGAGGAGAGGAUCUGCGGGUUUGAGGGGUGUACUUCAAAGUUUACGAGGCAGGACAAUCUGCUCAAGCAUUGGAAGAAGUUCCACAACUACGAACAGUAACGGAACAGCCGGUGUUCUGCUUUCUUUUCUCCUAUAUUUUACUAGCAUAUGCGGUUUUUUCCUUUGUUCGUCAUCUGUCUCCUGAUUUCAGGUGUUUUUUUGGCCAGCCUACCCUGCCAUGCCACCGUAGCGGGCAAAGACGGGGGAUCGCUUGAGAAGCGAGUACGGGACCACGUACACACCAAUUUAUUCACUCAUUGUUUAGUAUAGUUGUGGUUAUAUAGAUGGAGUAUCAUUUUUUAGCAUGUUUGUUUAUUCAGGUAGAACAAUGAAAUUCUGUUGAUUUCUCUUUUCGCUUUCUAGACACCUCCCAAUCCCAGCCCAAAUCUCGCACUUUUCCUUCCCGCCGUUUCAUUCAGAUAAGCCCAAUGUGUCGUCGAAACCCCCUAAUCUUGUAGUGUAGAAGUAUAACAUGAACAUGUAUUAUGAUUUGACAGAGAGAAUAUUUGUCAUCAAAGGGAAUCUUGUAACAAGAGAUGCAACAAUAAAGAAUAAGAUAUGCGCCGG